Suillus discolor is the source of this 507-nucleotide messenger RNA. RefSeq lists its product as uncharacterized. The transcript has 2 exons. Lineage: Eukaryota; Fungi; Basidiomycota; Agaricomycetes; Boletales; Suillaceae. The record is from RefSeq and is a predicted model, not a curated record. Bases 1 to 507 code for a protein of 168 amino acids.
AUGCCCAAAUGUUCAUCAAAGGUGCAUUUGGCCCUUGAAAACCUCGGGCAUUAUGCAAAGAAAAGGAAGGUUUCAGUCCAAGUAGACAAGGAGAAAGAGUGCCCUUCAGUAGACACGACAGUUCUUGUAUCAGUCUCACCUCAUGAAUAUAGAUCAGACAUUCAGUUGUCUGAGGAAGCUCUGGACAUACCCAAGGAAGACUUGAGCUCAGACUCAGACUCAGACUCAGACUCGGACUCAAACUCAGACCCAGAUGCGGACUUGGAUUCUGAUAGCAAUAAGUUAAAUUGGGAUUUUGAGACGUGCAAUGAGAUUGAGUAUGGACCAAGUGAGGGCUUCGAGAUGUUUGAGGGGGAAAGUCUAGCCUCUGACAGUCCAGGAGAGAAGGAAUACAUCUAUCCAUGGCAUCCCAUUGAUGCACGUAUUCCACCAAGCCUCAAAUCAGCAAAACUGGCUCUAUGUGAUCUCAAAAACCUUCUUUAUCCCCCUCAUGAUAAGGGACAUUGA